UAAAAGGUGUUCGCUCAGCUCACGCAAUAAAAAAAAAAAAAAAACGAAAUUAUUUUCCUGUUAGCAUAUUGUAAGUAUCUCGUAGGAGAAUCCUAACCUCAAAACCACCAUCCUGACGCUACAUUUUAUCUGUGCUAGAUAAUUUUCAUCGAUUAAAGGCACCUUAUAAAAAAAAAAUCAGGAUGGCAGACGUACGCGAUAUUCUGGACAUCGAGGUGCCCACGAUUACGGAACUUACGAAGGAGUCUAUAAUAGGUAGCGACAAGAAGAAUCGUAAGCGGUAUGAUUACAACAAAGUGCCAAAACGUCCCGAGGGUAUGCACCGCGAGGUGUUUGCGCUCCUCUGCAAGGACAAUAAUGACGUACCGCCGUUGUUCCCCACUGACACGGCGAAAGGAUAUAAGCAGGUGCGAGCAAAACUUGGCAUGAAAAAAGUGAGGCCAUGGAGAUGGACACCCUUUACGAAUCCAGCACGUACAGAUAAUGCUACCUUUUAUCACUGGCGACGUGUCGCCGAUGCCGGGAAGGAAUAUCCCUUUGCAAAGUUUAACAAGAAAGCUCCUGUCCCUACGUACACAAGUGGAGAAUACGUUCAACAUUUGGUGACCAAUGGUUGGUCACGAGCAGAGACGGAUCACCUGUUUGACUUAUGUAGGAGAUUUGAUCUUAGAUUCAUUAUUAUUAAGGAUAGGUGGGAUCACACCAAGUUUCUCGCGAGAUCGGUAGAAGAUUUGAAAGAGAGAUAUUAUCAGGUGUGCGCUGCAUUGACAAAAGCAAAAUCCCAUACUGACAAGGUGUAUGUUUUUGAUGCGGAACAUGAGAAACGUAGAAAAGAACAGUUAAAGAAGUUGUUCGAACGUACUCCUGAACAAGUGGAUGAGGAGCAGACUCUGCUUGCUGAAUUACGCAAGAUUGAACAAAGGAAAAAAGAAAGAGAUAGGAAGACGCAAGAUUUGCAGAAAUUAAUUACAGCAGCUGAUCAUCAGGCAGAUCCCAGAAAAAGCGAGAGAAAAUCUUCGAAAAAAAAUAGCAGUUCUUCUAGGAAUAGGCCAAAUAAAACUGAUACUUCUCAUGCAGUGGAGUCAGCUGGAAUUAAAUUCCCGGAUUUCAAAAAUAGCGGUGUUACUCUUCGUUCUCAGAGAAUCAAAUUACCAAGUAGUCUUGGUCAAAAGAAGAUGAAAGGCAUUGAACAAAUGCUGAUUGAAUUAAAUUUAGAAUUGAAUCCACCACCGACGGAACAAAUAUGCCAGCAAUUCAAUGAAUUACGUAGCGACAUAGUUUUGCAUUAUGAAUUGAGAAGCGCAUUGUCGACAUGCGAUUAUGAAUUACAGUCUUUAAGGCAUCAAUAUGAAGCAUUAGCACCUGGAAAGACUUUAACAAUACCAGCGGCACUCCUGCCAAAAACCGAGCCUGAAGUUAAAGCAGAUAUCAUCGAUGUAGUAGGAUCACCUAGCAUGUCAAGUAAUACUCAUUAAUUUAAAGGUAUAUAUAUAAAUUAAUUUUACUUUCUCUCUGUAAAUAUUGCUCUUUUAUCAGCGUGUCGAUAAUUUUUAUAUAAAAAAUUAUCGAGCACGUGAAUACCUCUAUUACAAUGUAUUAUAUAUAAUGAUUUUUAUCUUGUAUUAAAAAGAAAUAAACGUUUUAAUCGCGAAUUUAUGACAUCA
Messenger RNA from Nylanderia fulva, 1664 nucleotides. Lineage: Eukaryota; Metazoa; Arthropoda; Insecta; Hymenoptera; Formicidae. The record is from RefSeq and is a predicted model, not a curated record.